UUCUUUUUCCAGGCCUACAUUUCCUGCGCGUUGGGCGUGCACCGAGUCGGCUACGUAAUGAUCUGCUUCGGCGUGGUGAACGCUGCUUGCUCCUUGGUCUUUGGAUCUUUAAUGAAAUUCGUCGGUAGACAAUCACUUAUGGUGCUGGGCGCUAUCGUCCAUGUUAGCCUUAUCGUCGUGCUACUCCACUGGAAACCGCAUCCCGAUAAUCCUUACGUUUUUUACACGGUCUCCGGACUGUGGGGUGUGGGCGACGCAGUUUGGCAAACGCAAGUCAACGGUUUAUACGGAACGUUAUUCAGGCGUAACAAAGAAGCCGCGUUCUCCAAUUAUAGACUAUGGGAGAGUGCCGGUUUCGUGAUCGCAUACGCGUAUAGCACCCAUCUGUGCGCCCGUAUGAAGCUGUACGUGCUGUUAACAGUGCUUCUUGUCGGGACCACCGGAUACAUCAUAGUGGAACUGUUGCACAGGCGUAAACAGAAGAGGUUGAAGGCCAUCGCGGAGGAUCCAAAGGCGGCCCAAGCGGAGGCGAACCAAGUCGAGGAGACCGACGAUGAAAAGGACGACAUAGACGACGAUAUUAUUAUCACACACCUCUGAAACAAUAUCACCGUGUGAACUCGCGCACCGACGAGGAAUUUCAGCUUGAUCGACUAUUCUCUUUUAUUCUAUCCUUACUGCUUUUUUUCUGUAACAACGAAGUUAGUUAUCUUUCGCCAGUCAGCACAGACACGCGAGAUCAUAGAUCAUCGAUAAUCAAGUGAUCGAAAGCUGCCUGGAGAUGUGUGAAGGUUGUUGCUCGUACACGGGAAGGCGUAAGGGAUGACAUGUUGUCUUUUAUCUUAUUUUAUUUUUAUUUUUA
Messenger RNA from Frieseomelitta varia, 862 nucleotides. Its product is annotated as UNC93-like protein. The annotation marks the transcript as partial. Gene Ontology annotation, biological process: regulation of muscle contraction; regulation of potassium ion transport. Gene Ontology annotation, cellular component: plasma membrane; striated muscle dense body. NCBI's taxonomy places the organism in Eukaryota, Metazoa, Arthropoda, Insecta, Hymenoptera, Apidae. Gene Ontology annotation, molecular function: potassium channel regulator activity. The record is from RefSeq and is a predicted model, not a curated record. The transcript has 2 exons.